AUGCCUGAAGAAAUGCAGACCGAAACUGCGGAGGUGGAGACCUUCGCCUUCCAGGCGGAGAUCGCCCAGCUCAUGUCACUGAUCAUCAACACAUUCUACUCAAACAAAGAAAUCUUCCUUCGAGAGCUGAUUUCCAACUCAUCGGAUGCUUUGGACAAAAUCCGGUAUGAAUCACUCACUGAUCCCUCGAAGCUUGACAGCGGAAAGGAGUUGUACAUUAAAAUCAUUCCUUGCAAGAGCGAAGGCACCUUGACGAUUAUUGAUUCGGGUGUCGGUAUGACAAAGGCUGAUUUGGUCAACAAUCUUGGUACCAUCGCUAAAUCUGGCACAAAGGCUUUCAUGGAGGCCCUACAGGCAGGCGCCGACAUCAGCAUGAUUGGUCAGUUUGGUGUAGGUUUCUACUCUUGCUAUCUCGUAGCUGAUCGCGUGACUGUUCACUCGAAACACAAUGAUGAUGAACAGUACCAGUGGGAGUCUUCUGCCGGAGGUUCCUUUACAAUUCGCCCAGACCACGGAGAGCCUCUCGGCCGCGGUACUAAGAUCGUUCUUCACAUCAAGGAGGACUUGACAGAGUACCUUGAAGACCACAAAAUCAAAGAGAUCGUGAAGAAGCACUCCCAGUUCAUCGGCUAUCCUAUCAAAUUGGCUGUCGAAAAGGAACGUGAAAAGGAACUUUCUGAAGAUGAAGCCGAAGAAGAGAAGGAAGAUGAAAAGUUGAUUGAAGAUGUGGGUGAGGAUCUAGACGAGGACAAGAAGGAGGGCAAGAAGAAGAAGAAAACUAUCAAGGAGGUAUACACUGAGGAUGAGGAGUUAAACAAGACCAAGCCAAUCUGGACUCGCAACGCUGAUGAUAUUACUCAGGAGGAGUAUGGUGAUUUCUACAAAUCACUGACCAACGAUUGGGAAGACCACCUUGCUGUGAAACACUUCUCGGUUGAGGGUCAACUAGAGUUCAGGGCUCUCUUGUUCGUACCACGUCGUGCUCCCUUCGACCUCUUCGAAAAUAAGAAGCGCAAGAACAACAUCAAACUGUAUGUACGCCGUGUCUUCAUCAUGGACAACUGUGAGGACCUGAUUCCCGAGUACCUUAACUUCAUUAGGGGUGUGGUCGACAGUGAAGACUUGCCCCUCAACAUUUCUCGUGAAAUGCUUCAACAGAACAAGAUCCUUAAGGUCAUUAGGAAGAACUUAGUUAAGAAAUGCUUAGAACUCUUUGAAGAAUUAGCAGAGGACAAAGAAAACUACAAGAAGUAUUAUGAACAGUUUAGCAAGAACUUGAAACUUGGUAUUCAUGAGGAUUCACAAAACAGGUCUAAGUUGGCUGACCUCCUACGUUACCACACAUCUGCAUCUGGCGAUGAGGCAUGCUCCCUUAAAGAGUAUGUAUCUCGCAUGAAGGAGAACCAGAAACACAUCUACUACAUCACUGGUGAAAACCGUGACCAGGUUGCUAACUCUUCCUUUGUAGAACGUGUCAAGAAGCGUGGUUAUGAAGUUGUGUACAUGACUGAACCAAUUGAUGAGUAUGUAGUACAACAAAUGAGGGAAUAUGAUGGCAAUUCUCUAGUAUCAGUAACCAAAGAAGGCUUGGAGCUUCCUGAGGAUGAGGAAGAAACCAAGAAGCGUGAAGAAGACAAAGUUAAGUUUGAAGGUCUCUGCAAAGUCAUGAAGAACAUACUAGACAACAAAGUUGAAAAGGUUGUUGUAUCUAACCGUUUAGUAGAGUCGCCAUGCUGCAUUGUCACUGCCCAGUACGGCUGGACCGCUAACAUGGAGCGUAUCAUGAAGGCACAGGCUCUCCGUGACACUUCAACCAUGGGUUACAUGGCUGCCAAGAAGCAUUUGGAAAUCAACCCUGAUCAUUCCAUUGUUGAGACCCUGCGUCAGAAGUCAGAGGCUGACAAGAAUGACAAAGCUGUCAAAGACUUGGUCAUCCUGCUGUACGAGACUGCUCUUUUGUCAUCUGGAUUUGCUUUGGAUGAGCCUCAGGUACAUGCAUCUCGCAUCUACCGCAUGAUCAAGCUCGGUCUGGGCAUUGAUGAAGAUGAGCCUAUCCAGGUUGAAGAGACAAGCGCUGGAGAUGUACCACCACUUGAAGGGGAUGCCGAUGAAGCUUCACGCAUGGAGGAAGUAGACUAA
Arctia plantaginis is the source of this 2139-nucleotide messenger RNA. The record is from the annotation of a GenBank genome assembly. NCBI's taxonomy places the organism in Eukaryota, Metazoa, Arthropoda, Insecta, Lepidoptera, Erebidae.